Molecule: messenger RNA, 1659 nt
Organism: Odontomachus brunneus
Lineage: Eukaryota; Metazoa; Arthropoda; Insecta; Hymenoptera; Formicidae
Product: protein Fer3-like
Exons: 4
Coding region: 159-674 (171 amino acids)
Biological process (GO): regulation of transcription by RNA polymerase II; developmental process
Molecular function (GO): RNA polymerase II transcription regulatory region sequence-specific DNA binding; DNA-binding transcription factor activity, RNA polymerase II-specific; protein dimerization activity
Source: RefSeq, a predicted model, not a curated record
AGCCGAUCCGUCAGAAGAACGAGGCGCUCGAGCCCCGACGGGAACGUCGCAGGACGUCGUCCAAGUGCGCGCGCGGACAGCUACUUUUUUUUAAUUUUUUUCCACCUUCUCGAGUGAAGCCUGCUGGUGCACCUGCUGGAUAGGACAGCAAACGGGAUAUGAGCUACACCGAACCGCUGUGGGAGAUCAAUGGGAAUCAAGCACCAGUAAUCGCGGCGGAAAUGUCGCAGUACGUUGGCGGUGAGAUUGGCAGCUACCCUAUGUGGGACGGUUCCGUUUUGUACCAGGCACAGCCGCCUACUCAUCCGCACGUGAACGAGCACGGAUUGUACAGACAACCCUGUGCGUUGUUGCACCAGAGUCGUUACACGCCGAACGGCCGUUCGCCCAACCUGCCGUCGUCGACGACGAAGAAGCCGAGGCGUCGAGUAGCGACGGUGUCCCAGAGGAGAGCCGCGAAUAUCCGAGAAAGGCGCAGGAUGUUCAAUCUGAACGAAGCCUUCGAUAAAUUGCGCAGAAAGGUGCCGACGUUCGCUUACGAAAAACGCCUGUCGAGAAUCGAAACGCUGCGCUUGGCGAUUACAUACAUCGCAUUCAUGGGCGAGCUGCUCGGUAUCGAGCCGAGCAGCCCGAAGCAGGAGUAUAUACCGCGGGAGUAUUACCUGCCGAACUGAAUCUGUCUUCUAGUUCAGCCAGACGACGAAUCAGAUGACGCCGAGCUCGACGUGGUCGCGACGAAGUCGUGUCUCUUGUCUCCUUCAUCUGCAUGGAGCGCCUCGUCAAUGCUCGAACGCUCCUGACCGACGAAACUGACGAUUAAUAAAAAAAAGUCUUCCAUUAUUGAUUAGUGUUAUAGUGGUUAAGUGACGAAACGCAAUUUAAUGCAUGUUCGUGUGUGAUAUUCUCGUUCUCCUGUAACGCUAUCGGAUCCUUUUAUCGAGCGUUAUCGCUGAUCCUUUCGAUUCUACGAUCUCUUCAUGUUCCUCGGGAAUCGAUAUUGCUCACGAAGAAAAGAGGAAACGAUCAUUCUUUUCGGUCCUGCGGGGUGAUAAGAUUUUUCGAGUUUCUCCUUGGGAUAUAUCUCGAUCGUAUCAAAAGAACUCAAAUCUGUCUCCUUCUAAUCCUGUAUUACGUGGCCAACGAUCUCGUAAUGCUUCAUCGUCAUGAUUAUCGUGGAUCUUUUGCGAUUAGAUGUCGCUGACUGCGAUAAAUUAAGUGACAAUAUUAGAUUAAACUUCUCUGUCUUCCACUAUUCGUAAUACGUUGUAUACUAUAAAAUGACGUUUGGACGGUAUUUGCAGCGGAGUAAAGAAUUGUCAUUUCGGUCUUCAGUGAAGCAAAUAAUUCACGGAAACUUGUAGUUUUAAAAUUGACGAUAAUAAAUUAACUUUCCCGAUGUUGAGCGAAAUUCACUCUUCUGGUCGAAAUUAUUCUCACGGUAACACAAAGAAGCUACAUAUUACGCAGCUGCAAAUACUCACCGAUUUUAACAGAUAAUAAUGGCUGAAUAUUGCCGAUUACUGCGUGGAAAUAAAUGAGUGUAGUGUGUAAAAAUAAGUUGAAAUAAAAUUUAAUAAUAAUACCAUCCGAGAUAACUACUUUGCAACAGAUUAAAGAAGACGAAAUGGGUUCCAGCUGUAUGCUUUUAUAUUAUGUCAA